Penicillium atrosanguineum is the source of this 2436-nucleotide messenger RNA. It is a transcript of the gene abr1, whose product is annotated as multicopper oxidase abr1. Gene Ontology annotation, molecular function: ferroxidase activity; copper ion binding. Gene Ontology annotation, biological process: cellular response to iron ion starvation; reductive iron assimilation. The transcript is spliced from 3 exons. Gene Ontology annotation, cellular component: high-affinity iron permease complex. Bases 1 to 2436 code for a protein of 811 amino acids. Lineage: Eukaryota; Fungi; Ascomycota; Eurotiomycetes; Eurotiales; Aspergillaceae. The record is from RefSeq and is a predicted model, not a curated record.
AUGGGGAAGUUCAAUCUCCUUCUUUUGGCGAGCUUGGCUGCCAAACUCGCGGCGGCCAAGGACGUUUACCUGGAUUGGAAUGUCACUUGGGUUAAUGCCUCUCCCGAUGGAUUUGAGAGACCCGUCAUCGGUAUCAAUGGUCAAUGGCCCUGCCCUCAGAUCGAUGUGGACGUCGGUGAUCGUCUGAUCGUCGACGUGUAUAACGGUCUGGGCAAUCAGUCUACCGGCAUCCAUUGGCACGGCUUCCACCAGUAUGCCACCGGUGUUAUGGAUGGUGCUAGCGGCGUCACUCAGUGCCCUUUGGCCCCGGGCUCGCACAUGCAGUAUCAUUUCGAUGUUAACCAAACUGGAACUUACUGGUAUCACUCUCACAACAUGGCUCAGUACCCCGAUGGCUUCCGUGGCCCUCUGAUCGUUCAUGACCCCAAGGCGCCUUUCCACUAUGAUGAGGAGUUCACUAUGACUUUGACCGAUUGGUACCACCGCCAGAUGCCUGACCUGCUCAAGGAGUAUGAGUCGGAGGAGAACGAGGCUGCCUUUGGUGGCCUUGAGCCCGUUCCCAACUCUGCUUUGAUCAAUGAUAACAGCAACACCAAGAUCAAGGUGCUGCCCAACAAGACCUACUUGGUGCAUAUUGUCUGCCUCGGUAACUGGCCUGGUCACACUUGGGUCUUCGAUGGCCAUGAGAUGACGGUCGUGGAGGUUGAUGGAAUUUACACCGAGCCUACCCCUGUUGGUGACAAGCUGCUUCGUAUUGCCACUGGACAGCGUAUGUCUGUCUUGAUACACACCAAGGCCGAUGCGAGCAAGAAUUUUGCCAUUUGGGACACCAUGGAUAUUAAUAUGAUGUUCAUCUUCGAGGGUCGUCCCAUUCCCCAGGGAUACAACCCCAAUGCUACUGCUUGGCUCGUCUACGACGAGGCGAAGCCCUUGCCCCCGCCCCCGGUGUUCCAUGAGCUUACCCCCGAUCACUUCAUUGAUGAUGUCCUUCUGGUCCCUCUGGAUAAGGAGCCCGUGCUUGAGCCCGUUCAGCACCAGAUCAUCAUCGACGCCUUCUCAACUGAGAUCGACGGAGUCAAGCGCUUCACUGUCAACAACAAGACCUACAUCCCGCAGGAUGUUCCGACUCUGUACACCGCGAACACGAUUGGAGCCGAGUUCUCUUCCAACCCCGAGGUCUACGGUCAAGUCAAUCCCUUCAUCGUCAAAUACGGAGAGGUCGUCGAGAUUGUCAUCAACAACCACCACAACAACCUGCACCCGUGGCAUUUGCACGGUCACCAGUUCCAGGUUCUGCAGAGAACCCCCGUCGACGGCGGCUACUUCACUGGUCAAUAUAAGAAUGUGUCCCACACUCCCAUCAAGCGCGAUACCAUCAUGGUUCAGAAUCAUGGCCACGUGGUCAUUCGCUUCCGUGCAGACAACCCCGGUGUCUGGCUCCUGCACUGUCACGUCGAAUGGCACGUCGAGGCCGGCCUGAUGGCCACGAUCAUCGAGGCUCCUGAGACUUUCCCUCAGUCCGAGCAUGCUCCUCCCAAGAGCCACUACGACGCUUGCGCUGCCUACCCUGAUCCUUCCAACGGCAACGCCGCUGGCAAGCAGGGUCUUGAUUUGACCGGUGCCAACACUCAGAUCCCCGCUGAGAACCACGGUGCUAUGUACCCGCCCGGAAAGUCUAGCAAGGCGCCUUCCCCGCCGCCCCAGCAGCCCAAGCCGACUACUUCGGCCUCGCCUGCGCCUGCUCCUACUCAGCAGGCUCCUCCCCCGCCUCCGGGUCAGCCCCCGGUUCGCCCGACUCACUACCAGUCCCCACCGCCUCAUCAGGCCCCGGCUCCCAAGCCUGCCGUCGAGCAAGCCCCGGCUCCCAAGCCUGCCGUCGAGCAAGCCCCGGCUCCCAAGCCCGCCGUCGAGCAAGCUCCCGCUCCCAAGCCCGUUGUUGAGCAAGCUCCCGCUCCCGCUCCCGAGCCUCAAGUUGCUCCCAAACCCCCUGCUCAACCCGUUGAGGCCAUCCAGCCUAUGACCGAGGCCCAGCCGACUGACUACUAUCCUGAGCCUGUGCAGCCGCCUGCGCAUGAUGAGCCCAUCUACGCGCACCAGGAUGAAUCCGAUGGACCUUGGCCCCAGCCUCACACCGACCACAACCAUGCUCAGGUCGGCGAUGGUUCCGAUGGUCCGGCUGACGUUGCCGAUACUCAGGACAUCAAAGGUCCAUGGCCCAACCCCCACGCCGACAAGUCCUACGCUCAAGUCGGCGGCGAACCUGGCGAGGCACCCAUUGAGGUUACCAACACUGAUACCAAGGGCUCUUGGCCUUAUCCUCAAAGCAACGAUCAGUACAUCACGGAGGGUGAUCAUACCUACCACCAGCACGACGAUGGGCCCAAGGAUCUUCCCAAGGGCUACGAGUACUGGCAGCAGUACGAGCGACAGGAGUAG